Brienomyrus brachyistius is the source of this 1131-nucleotide messenger RNA. RefSeq names its product tyrosine-protein phosphatase non-receptor type substrate 1-like. Gene Ontology annotation, biological process: response to bacterium. The transcript is spliced from 5 exons. The record is from RefSeq and is a predicted model, not a curated record. Bases 1 to 861 code for a protein of 286 amino acids. NCBI's taxonomy places the organism in Eukaryota, Metazoa, Chordata, Actinopteri, Osteoglossiformes, Mormyridae.
AUGUUCAGACUCUUUGGUCUUCUCAUUUUCAUUAACACUGCACUGACUGCAGAUGUUGUUCAGCCCAGUCACCUGAUGAGGGUUCAGCUUGGAGACAGUGUGACCCUGACAUGCUUCUGUCCAGAAGAUGUUUCUUAUGUUGCUUGGUUCAAACAAGCUGCUGGUCAGAAGCCCCAGCCCAUGGCGAAAGCACUUCUCUAUGUACCUGGUGAAUUUUACAAGGAAUAUAAAAACAUAAAACGUUACUCCUUACUGAAUGCAGAGGGGAGUUUUAACCUCACUAUUUCUAACGUGGAGCCGUCAGAUUCUGCAGUGUAUUAUUGUGCUGCUGUGUUUCUUCAUGAGGUCACCUUUGGGAAUGGAACCUUUGUCAUAAUCACAGGUAAAGACUCCAACAGCAGGACAGUGGUACAGCAGCCUGUGUCUGACACAUUGCAGCCAGGAGACUCUGUGAGCCUGCAGUGUACGAUAGAGACUGGGAGCUGUGCAGGAGAACACAGUGUUUACUGGUUCAGACAUGGAUCAGAAGAAUCCCUUCCUGGAGUCAUUUACAGCCACGGAAACAGCAGUGAUGAGUGUGAGAAGAGCCCUGAGGCUGGAUCUCCUACACGGAGCUGCGUCUACAGCCUCCCCAAGGGGAACCUCAGCCUCUCCGAUGCUGGGACUUACUACUGCGCCGUGGCCAUGUGUGGGGAGAUGCUGUUUGGGAACGGCACACAGCUGGAUAUAGAUGGCUUUCAGAAGCUGCUGGAUCCUCUUCACUCUGGCUUGCUGAUAGUUUUAUCUUGCAGCAUUAUUCUGAACGUUGCUUUCAUUUGUAUAAGAUGUAAACUGACCUGUACACACUGUGUAGUGCCAUGACGAGGACACACUGAAUUACGCUGCCCUGAACCUUAAAAAGCCAAAACCCAGGAGACAGAAGAAAGACGCGAAUAAUGACACUCUGUAUUCUGACCUCCGCUACAGAGAUUAUGAAUAAAGAUGCUUCUCAUUCAUGUCAGUCACACAGAGUGUUCAAGGUGUAGCUUUAAUAAUGUUCAGAAGGAGGGCAGGGGAGCCAGUGCUUCUGAGACUGAAUCACAGGAUUUUACGGAGUUUGGUGUCAGUGUGUUUGGGGCGCAUUUUUACUGG